AGUUCAAAAUUUAAUUAUAUUUUUAAUUUUAUCUAGACGUGUGCUUAGAAGUAAUGGAAAAAAAUCGCCUCGUCUAUCCUAUCACUGCGAUAAUUAACAUCUCAUCGCGUCAAAAUCAAACCUCAUUUUUUUUAUUGCGAUCCAUAGCGAAGCGUAGACAAUUCAAUCCGAUCCGAGAACUCAUUUCAACUCAGGCGACCUCAGGGAAUCAGGAGACCCAUUAAUCGAUCAGAGAGAAGAAGAGGGAAGGAGAGAUCCUCGUGGCCAGCUCAAGAAACGGAUCGGCCAUGGCGCCGCCGCCGCGGCGAGGGGAGGAGGAGGGGGACGGGAGGGAGUCGGCGGCGGCGCUGCGGGCGCCGGCGCACGUGAUGGCGCGUGUGUUCUCGCAGCUGGACUGCGUCGACCUCCUCAGCUGCACCCUCGUCUGCAAUCACCAGGCAAUGGUACCAAGAUUCUGCGGAGCUCAGAGAGGAGUGGAGAAAGGAGUACCUGGAUGCUUGGAACCAGUUCGGAUUGUCCGUAACGUGUGAGACGCAACCACUAUGUCCUACUUGCUCAAUCAGAAGCCUUCGUAAUCUGUGCCCUUGACCUUGCUGCUCUCUGCACCUAGUCAUCUUCAUUUUAACCAGGCAGAAUGGAGCACUGGAUUUUAUUGUUGAUGGGCAUUGUUACAAGGAGAUCGUGUACAUGGAAAGAAAAUUGUUCUGUUGUAGGUGUAUAAUUACUAAUGUGCAAAUGUACAUGUUUGGUGAGUGAUAUGUUGUGCCAUAUUAUUCAAGAACCUCGUUUUAGGACUUGCCAGUACUAGAGAGUCUGUAUACUAUCAUUGUUGUGUGAUUUGCAGUUGUAUUAAGAUUUUCCUUCUUCGGAAGCGCUAAACAUCAAAUCCAACUUACUGCCA
Molecule: messenger RNA, 901 nt
Organism: Phragmites australis (common reed)
Lineage: Eukaryota; Viridiplantae; Streptophyta; Magnoliopsida; Poales; Poaceae
Exons: 2
Coding region: 288-530 (80 amino acids)
Molecular function (GO): protein binding
Source: RefSeq, a predicted model, not a curated record